Molecule: messenger RNA, 3672 nt
Organism: Otolemur garnettii (small-eared galago)
Lineage: Eukaryota; Metazoa; Chordata; Mammalia; Primates; Galagidae
Gene: LIMA1
Product: LIM domain and actin binding 1
Exons: 10
Coding region: 142-2370 (742 amino acids)
Biological process (GO): actin filament bundle assembly
Cellular component (GO): actin cytoskeleton; plasma membrane
Molecular function (GO): actin filament binding
Source: RefSeq, a predicted model, not a curated record
GGGGCGGGGCCGCCAGAGCAGUAGGUGCGGAGGCUUGGUCGCGACAGGUGCGCGAGGCAGAGCGCCCGAACCUGUGACAGGACUGGUAGAAGGCAGAGAAAAGACGGUGCUUAGCCAGGUAUUUCAGUAUCUGUAGACAAGAUGGAAUCAACUCCAUUUAAUAGACGCCAAUGGACUUCACUAUCAUUGAGGGUAACAGCCAAAGAACUUUCACUUGUCAACAAGAACAAGUCAUCGGCUAUUGUAGAAAUAUUCUCCAAGUACCAGAAAGCAGCUGAAGAAACAAACAUGGAGAAGAGGAGAAAUAACACUGAAACUCUCCCCCAGCACUUUAGAAAGGGGACCCUGACUGUGUUAAAGAAGAAGUGGGAGAACCCAGGACUGGGAGCGGAGACUCACACAGACUUUCUUCGCAGCAGCAGUGCUGAUAUCAGGCACAGAGUCGACCAUCCUUCUGCUGAAGUGACAAGCAACACUGCUCCUGGAGCCCGGGCUGGUCAAGAGGAACAGAUUCACCCCAAACCUAAAUUGGGGUCAUCUCCUGGAGCUCCCAUUCAGUAUUGGAAUCCCCGCAUCAAGGACAGUGAGGAUCUUAAAGACCGCACAACAGAAAGUAAAAAAAUGGAAAAUUGUCUGGGAGAAUCCAGGCAUGAAGUAGAAAAGUCUGACAUCAGUGAAAACACAGAAGCGUCAGGCAAAAUAGAGAAAUAUAAUGUUCCCCUGAACAGGCUAAAGAUGAUGUUUGAGAAAGGUGAACCAUCUCAAACCAAGGUUCUUCAGGUGCAAAGCCGAAGUGCAAGUGGAAGGAGGAUCUCUGAAAAUAACUAUUCUCUGGAUGACUUGGAAAUAGGCCCAGGACAGUUAUCAUCUUCGUCAUUCAACUUGGAGAAAAAUGAAAGUAGGCGAAAUCUGGAACUCCCACGCCUCUCAGAAACCUCCAUAAAGGAUCGAAUGGCCAAGUACCAGGCAGCUGUGUCCAAACAAAGCACUUCAACCAGCUAUGCAAAUGAGUUGAAAGCCAGUAGUGGUGAAGUCAAAAUUCAUAAAUUGGAGCAAAAGGAGAAUGUGCCCCCAGGCCCUGAGGUCUGCGUCUCUCAUCAGGAGGGACAAAAGGUUUCUGCAACGGAGAAUAGUCCAGCAAUUCGUUCCACCCUUGCUGAAGAUGACUCCCGUAAGCAUUUGUUCAUAAACCUGCAGGUUAUGCUAAAGUUGUUCUUUUCCUUUCUGCAGAAGUUUCAGGUGCCUGCAAGAGAGACCUGUGUGGAAUGUCAGAAGACAGUCUACCCGAUGGAGCGUCUCUUGGCCAACCAGCAGGUGUUUCACAUCAGCUGCUUCCGUUGCUCCUAUUGCAACAGUAAACUUAGUCUAGGAACAUAUGCAUCUUUGCAUGGGAGAAUCUAUUGUAAGCCUCACUUCAAUCAACUCUUCAAAUCUAAAGGCAACUAUGAUGAGGGUUUUGGGCACAGACCACACAAAGAUCUGUGGGCAAGCAAAAGUGAAAAUGAAGAGACUUUGGAGAGAUCAGCCCAGUUUCCAAAUGCAAAGGAGACCCCUCAGAGUCCAGGAGUAGAAGAUGCCCCCAUUGCUAAGGUAGGUGUGCUGGCUGCAAGUAUGGAAGCCAAGGCCUCCUCUCAGCAAGAGAAAGAAGACAAGCCAGCUGAAACCAAGAAGUUAAGGAUUGCCUGGCCUCCCCCAACUGAACUUGGCAGUUCAGGAAGUGCCUUGGAGGAAGGGAUCAAAGUAUCUAAGCCCAAAUGGCCUCCUGAGGAUGAAAUGAGCAAGCCUGAAGCUCUUGAAGAUGUGGAUCUGGAUCUGAAGAAGCUAAGACGAUCUUCUUCACUGAAGGAAAGAAGCCGCCCAUUCACAGUAGCAGCUUCAUUUCGAACCACUUCUGUCAAGAGCCCAAAAUCUUUGUCCCCCGCUAUCAGGAAAGGCUGGAGCAUGUCAGAGCAGAGUGAGGAGUUUGCAGGAGGAAUAGUAUCAGAGAGAGAACAAGCAGAAAAUGCCCAGGUCACCAAGAAGAAUGAGAAUAUGGGAAAAAUAACCUGGCAAAACAGGGAAUCUAAAGGAAGAGAGGAAGGGAGUAUUAAGGAGGUUCAUAGUUUUGAAAUGGGGGAUGAGAACUCUGUAGAAAAUGGUGCAAAUUUAGAUGAGAAUGAUAGCAACUUCCUCAAACAGCAGUCUCCACUAGAACACAAGUCUCCAAAUUGGUCCAGCUUUGUAGACAACACCUCCACUAAAGAAUUCACUACUCAGAAUCAGAAAUCCCAGGAUGUGGGAUUCUGGGAGGAAGAGGUGGUCAGAGAGCUCUCUGUGGAAGAACAGAUAAAGAGAAAUCGGUACUAUGAUGAAGAUGAAGAUGAAGAAUGAUAACUUGAAAUGGUGCUUGGCCUUAAAUUUAUGUUAGUGAGCCACUGCCCUUUAUCCAAGUGUGAUACACAUAAACAGGUAUUUUAGCAUGAAAUGUAAUUUAUACAGAAAUAACUUUGGAAAGGAGUUCCAGCUUCAAAAAAAAAAAAAAUCCAAAUGCUACAGAUAACGUUACUUAAAUCUUCCAUUUUAGCAAUAAAUCAUAAGCAUAAGUGCUUUAAGAUCUUAAAAGUGGGGAGAUAUUCCAACUGAUAUAGUCCAGAUUCCACUGUAUUCCCAAAAGGCAAUAUUAAAGUAGAUAGAUUGUUAGUAGUACAUUGUUAAACUACGAAUGCUGAAUUAGAGAACCUAUAGAAAGAAUUUAGGGGCCUAAAGAUUAGGAUUGAAUGCACUUUAGUAUAAAGGGCACAGUUUGUAUAUUUUUACAUGAAUAUCAACUUAAAUUUUUAGUAUUCAUCUGUUAAGAGAUCAGAUAUUUAGUCUUUUAAACAUUUUUUUUAGGUUAUAUAGCAACAAGAAUGUUCAAAAAAUUUUUAGGUUAAUUUUCUUAUUCUGAUAUAUACAUAUAGGGAAUUUAUUGCUUUGUAUCCUAUUCGCUAAAUCACAUCCUGAACUGAAUUGUUGAGGUAUAGGACAGCCAUCAUUUCUGAGCACAUUUGGAAGCAAUUGAAGAACCAAUCCAUAUGCUUUGGUGCUUGGAGAGAACCACUGUCCCCUAAAUAAGCUAUGGUAUUUGCCAGUGAGUUUGACUAUACCCCAAGAGAUUGCUUUCUUUUCUGGUGGUAUAUAUGCUUCUCAUAAUUUACUGAAAGCUGCAAUGUGUUUGUAAGACCUUUGGGAUCACUUUCCCAUGCUCCAUGUCAGAGCAAAGUGAGGAGUUUAAAGGAGGAAAAGUAGAAAGAACCUCCUUACACCACUUGAAUUCGAACCUCUAAACCCUAUAUCCCACUUCUGAUGUUCCCUGAGACACUAAUUUUUAAAUAUUUACCAGCUCUGAAAUGUACUGACUUUUAUGGCAGGCUGUGAAAUUAAACCAACUAUGGGCCUUUUUCUUGGGAUUUCUUUUCUAAUAUUAGGCUUUGGAACAUUAUAAAUUUGAACACAUUUGUACAUAAUUGAUAUUACAAAUUGUAUGUAUGGGAAGGAGAGGUGUUUUAAGCCAUAGGCUUUUCUUUGUACUGCAUUUAUAGAGAUUUAACUCUAAUAUAUUGUAGAGAUGUAAAAUAUUUUGCUUCCUUAGUCUUGCUUAGUCUGAAACAUUUUUAUUCAAUAAAGCUUUUAAUUAAAAUUUGAACUUUUAAA